CUAUUGUCAGUUCCUUUUCAACUGCAGCUGUAGUAAUCGAAUCAAUCAUGAAGACCAUUUUCGUUCUUGGUGCAUUUGUAGCAUUUGCUGCAGCUUCGGCAAUCCCAAACACGCGCGCUCUGAAAGAUGAUUUCCAAGAGUUUGUCGACCUUGUCCCGGUAGACAAACUGGUCGGUGUUGCUCUGAAGUAUCUCACCACCGACAAGGAGUUUAAGGAGUUCUUCAGCUACCUGCAGGGUGCGGAGUUCUCCGCCGUUUGGGAUCAGUUCUUUGCCCUGAAGGAAGUAAAGGAUGUGCUGAAUUAUUUGGAGGAUGCAGGCCUAGCUGUGUACGAUGCGCUGAACACAGUUGCUGAUUUUCUUGGACUGCAUCACGUUAAGCCAACCGUUAAAAGCUUGGGAACCAGAGGACUGAACGGUUUUCUCGAUGAAGUUGUUGGAUUGUUGCCUUUGAAUAAAUUCGAAGCCCUGUUUGAAGAGAAACUGAGCACCAGUCCCGAGUUCAAGGCUUUCUUCGAAAAGCUGCGCAACCUCGAUUAUAAUAAGUUUGUUGAUCUGUACAAUAACUCCAAGGAAGUCCAGUCGUUCCUCCAGAAGCUGCGAAACUACGGAGUCGAUGUCGACGGUUUCUUCGAUCUCGUCGCUGGAUUUUUCGGAUGGGGAAAGUACUGAAUUGUAAUUAGAUAUGGAUGAUCUUGAUAUAAAUAAAUUGCAUUAACUUAAGAUCUAAUGGUUCUUUUUAUUCUUAUAACUAGUAUUUGAUUCAAUUACGUUUUCUACCUGAGCACGUCGAAAACCCCAGAAAAAUUGCUUA
This is a messenger RNA of Armigeres subalbatus, 813 nucleotides long. Its product is annotated as protein G12-like. NCBI's taxonomy places the organism in Eukaryota, Metazoa, Arthropoda, Insecta, Diptera, Culicidae. The record is from RefSeq and is a predicted model, not a curated record. The transcript is spliced from 3 exons. The coding region runs from base 48 to 671 and encodes 207 amino acids.